UUCGACAGCUGCGUUGAAAUGAUUUUAAAUUUUAACGGAACUCUCCGAACUCUGUUUCGUUAAAUUCUAGUGUACUAUCAGAAGUGCGUAUUUUACAUGAAUAUUUAUAUGCGUAAAGCGUUCUAAUACUAAGUGCAUUAUAUAGUAUUAGUGUUGUUACUAGUUAACUUCUUAAAUAAGUAUUUGAGGCCGAUUGCUUCCGCCCGUGCUGUUGCGUGAAGAAAGCAAUGGCACAGUUCAAUUAUCUUAAUGAAUUGAAUAGUUUAGCUACUACUAUGGACGGGCCUAUAACUCGAGGGCCUCCUCAGCGAUGGGCCAAGAAAAACAACAACGAGAACAUAAAUCCAUCUUUGAGUGCUUCUUUUAAAAACUCUUCCAACAUAAAUAUAAGUUCGUGUAGCCAAUCUAUGCAGAAGUUGUCGAUAUCGGCCAAUCAAAGCGUUAACAGCGUGCACUCCAGCAAGACCCCGACAAGAUCUGAAAAUAAAAAAGGGAAGAAGACUCCUUCGAAGAACAAGUCACCAGGGCGCUCCACCACUCCAACUCCAAAUAAGGCUUCUAAAACACCAAACAAGGCCGACAGAUUCAUCCCCUCGAGAAGUAAUUCUAAUUAUGACUUGUGUCAUUACAUGAUGAGCCGUGAAGAUGACAAAGGCGAAGAGGUGGUAGCCCAAAAAGUGGCCGGCGAGGCCAUAGGACGGGCCCUCACCGACAUGGAGCCUGGACGCCUGCUACAGUACACUUGCAAGGCGCCAGCGGCGCCCGAGGGCUACCAGAACAGACUGCGGGUGGUCUACUCACAGGCCAAGGUGCCGUCAUCGGUGAAGAACACUACCCGGUACAUUCCCCAAGCCCCGGACAGGAUCCUCGAUGCUCCUGAAAUUCUCGAUGACUAUUAUCUUAACCUAGUGGACUGGAGCGCGUCCAACAUCCUGGCCGUGGCGCUCGGCAACGCCGUGUACCUGUGGAACGCCGGCACCGGACAGAUCGAGCAGCUCAUGGCGCUGGAGGCUUCCGAGACGGUCUGCUCCGUGCAAUGGGUGCAAGGCGGCGGCUCGCACCUGGCCGUGGGCACGUCGGCCGCCACCGUGGAGCUGUGGGACUGCGAGAAGAUCAAGCGGCUUAGGAUAAUGGACGGCCACACAGGCCGGGUCGGUUCUCUCGCCUGGAACACAUACGUGGUGUCGAGCGGGGCCCGCGACGGAACCAUCAUACACCACGACGUGCGGCAGCGCGACCAUGCUGUCGCCACAUUGUCGGCGCACACACAAGAGAUUUGCGGCCUAAAGUGGUCCCCGGACGGGCGCUACCUGGCGUCGGGCGGCAACGACAACCUGCUCAACAUCUGGCCCCUCGCCCAGGGGCAGCGCUACUCACAGCCGCAGUACUUGUACUCGUUCAACCAACAUUUAGCGGCCGUGAAGGGUCUCGCCUGGUGUCCGUGGGCCGGCGGCAUCCUCGCCUCGGGCGGCGGCACGGCCGACCGCACCAUCCGCAUCUGGAACGUCAACACCGGGGCCAACCUCAACACCGUCGACACCAAGUCGCAGGUCGGUAUUAUGUACAUCCUCGCCUCGGGCGGCGGCACGGCCGACCGCACCAUCCGCAUCUGGAACGUCAACACCGGGGCCAACCUCAACACCGUCGACACCAAGUCGCAGGUCGGUAUUAUGUACAUCCUCGCCUCGGGCGGCGGCACGGCCGACCGCACCAUCCGCAUCUGGAACGUCAACACCGGGGCCAACCUCAACACCGUCGACACCAAGUCGCAGGUCGGUAUUAUGUACAUCCUCGCCUCGGGCGGCGGCACGGCCGACCGCACCAUCCGCAUCUGGAACGUCAACACCGGGGCCAACCUCAACACCGUCGACACCAAGUCGCAGGUGUGCUCCAUCCUGUGGAGCACGCACUACAAGGAGCUGGUGUCGGGGCACGGCUACGCGCAGAACCAGCUGGUGAUCUGGAAGUACCCGCUCAUGUCGCGCGCGGCCGAGCUGUGCGGCCACGUGGCGCGCGUGCUGCACCUGGCGCUGUCGCCCGACGGCUGCACCGUGCUGUCGGCCAGCGCCGACGAGACGCUCCGUCUUUGGAAGUGCUUCAUGCUAGACCCGACGAAGAAGAAGGAGCCCACAGAAUCGAAGGCAGCCAAGUCGUUGCUAAACAUGAACUCUUUAAUCAGAUAACUGGUAUUACCUUCUCGCAGCUCUGCACUAGAAUUAGUUUUGUUGUAGGUCUAUUUUUUGACUUAAAAAAUUACUGUGAUUAUUUAGCGUCUGGCUAAUGUAAGUUUUCAGUGAAAUGUAUUUUGUAUCAUCCCUAUAAAGAUCACGUUAUCAUAGAGUUGGAAGUGUAAUGGUGGUUGUCGUAAGGUCAUACUGUAUUACCGUUCCUUUGAAUUGGCGCAUCGAGAACGAUUUCUAAAAAGUUAGGUAAGUUCUCGGAAAGAUCAGGAAAAUUUUACAAGAAACAAAGGACCCUUCCAUUUUGGAAAUGAAGAUUUCGAUUAAUAAGUUUCCGAUUUUUUUUUCAUUUGGAGAUAUCGCAAUUCUGUUUAUUGGCGCAUAGUAACAACGUCAAGUUUAAGUAUCCGAUUCAGAGAGCCUACCGCGAACACAGAAGUUUGCAAAUAUCGGGCAUCUUUCUCUGUCACUCUAAUUACGCCUUUACUCCAAUUAAAAGAGAAAGAUGCCCGCAAUUUGCGAAUUUCGGUGUUCGCGUUACUAAGCCAGGCCUCAAGAUGUCGAACUGCAACGCGCAAUGUGUGCGAACUGUAGAGGGCAGCAUAUGCUUAUUGACGUGAAGCGAUGUCGAGUUUAAUGUCGAUUUAGGCCACAAGAUGGCAGACCCUCCUGCGUACGGUCCCUAUAGCAAAACGAAACUUCUUAGUUCCUUACAUUACAAGGGUCAAUUAACUACGGUAGAAAGUAUACCGCGCAACGGUAAUUAUUACGCGUCUGUCGCAGUCGGAUGGUAUAAUCCGCCGUAUUACAUUAUGGCUAGCCGUUAUCAAAAACAGGGCCGUUUUGAAAUGCGGCGGUUCAACGAUUAGCCGGAUUGAAUGCGGCUGAAUGAAAAUCCGCCGGAAACGACUUGACGCCAAACGUUCUUCAACACGGCUAGCCGUAAAGCAAUACAGCGAGUCACUGCCAGCGCGCGCUACGCUUGUAGACUAUAACACGUUUUUUCCCGCUUUGUAGCAAAAAGCGUCUACAAGCAGAGAACCCGUCUAGCGGGUCGCUGGAAGUGAAUGUGUUAAAUAUAUUUCACUGCAGACUUAACGUAGCCGGACUCUUCGAAUUUAUAGGCGAUCGAUGACAUGAAAUUAUCAGGAAUAAUAAUAAUAUUGAUUAAUAGCGCGCCGUACGUAGUUCUUAUGAAACUUAUGUUUACAAUCAACUAGAAUGCGUUAGAAUAUUUCUAAAAUGGUAUUAAUAAUUGUUUUAUUUGGCGUGGAGUUCAUAGUAGAUGAUAAAUGAAUGAUCAUAAUGCUCAACGACUGAUCAUGUUUGCCAUAUUCUCUUUUAGGCUGUUAUCUCCCUGGAUGCGAUGCGCACGUCGCUCCGAUGUGCGAGCAGGAUGUCGCUAUAAUACGCGCAUAGCGUUGUCUCGCUCAAGCAUCGGAGCUACGCGCGACUGCGAAUCGCAUACAAUGUGAUAACAGCCUUAGCAUGCAGUGCAUGUACUGUAUGUAUAUUUAAACAUUAUGACUGACAAUUGUGAUCUUUACAAUUUAGUGUAAAACUAUAAAGUGAGGUUCUAGAUAAAUUUACAAUAAUGUUAACAAAUAUGACAACGGAGGGUAGUGUUAGGGCAACGUGCAUGUAACUCCUCCGGAGUUGCAGGCGUACAUAGGUUACGGAGACUGCUUACCACCAGACAGGCUAUAACGCGACGGGCGGGGCUGUUUGCCACCGAUGUAGUAUUUAAAAUAAAAUGACAGAUUUUGUUAGCAUUUGACAUAUAACCUAAAAGUUUACGAUGGUUGUUUUCAUUGAAAUAUUAAUACAUAGGUCGUUAAGUUUUGUAGUAGACAAAUAUUUUAACUUUGUAUGAAAUGAAAAUGUACUUAUAAAUUAUUCGUAAAUAGUCUUUAGCCCCCGCCGGCAUUAUAAAGUUUAAAUCUAUUUUUAUGUAAGUAAAUUUAAAAAGAAAGUAACUGUUUUCCCACCAAACAUUGUCUAUGGAAAUAUAGUUUUAAAAUGUUUAUGUGAUAGGCCACUUCUUUGUUUCAUAUUUUUCUAUUGCAAAACUUAUCUAGUUACCUAUGUAAUUUACAUAUAAUUUAACUAGUAAUUGAUAUAAAUAAAAGGUUUAAGUAUAUACACUGUUGAUCAAAUUGAUUUGUUAACGUUAUUUGCAAUUUCUAUUGAACCUCACUUUAGUGAAUGUUGAAUUAGGAUUAUAUAUAUAGGUACUUAUUUUUAAACAUCAUGUUUUCUUUAUUCUUGACUUCUAAACACUGUGAUUCUCUUUCCUUUACCUAGUGUAUCCUGAAUUUAGCUAUAAUUUCGUAUCAUUUUACUUCGUGGCGCAGUAUUUUAUAUUGACUACUCUAUUACACGCAAGAUGCUUUUAACACCUUUUUAUCGCAAAAAUAUAGAAGAUGAGGUCGUUAAAUGGAAAGGGAACUGUCCUUUCUUGGUUCUUUUACUGUAUUUCUCUCCUCUUCUAUAAUUUCAAUUUUCUUUUCAGUUAAUGACACAUUUAAUUACCUCAGCUUCGUUCAUUUUUUGAGCUUUGUAAUAUUUUGCGGGUACCUACUGUUUAUUAUGUAAUGAAUUUAUGAUUUGAUGUUGACUACAUACAUGUGUGAUUUGUUUUACGAAAUAAAGUAUUUUCUUAUCAGAA
This is a messenger RNA of Cydia pomonella (codling moth), 4848 nucleotides long. RefSeq names its product cell division cycle protein 20 homolog (gene fzy). Lineage: Eukaryota; Metazoa; Arthropoda; Insecta; Lepidoptera; Tortricidae. Gene Ontology annotation, cellular component: anaphase-promoting complex. Gene Ontology annotation, molecular function: protein binding; anaphase-promoting complex binding; ubiquitin ligase activator activity. The transcript is spliced from 11 exons. Gene Ontology annotation, biological process: positive regulation of anaphase-promoting complex-dependent catabolic process; anaphase-promoting complex-dependent catabolic process; positive regulation of ubiquitin protein ligase activity. Bases 228 to 2183 code for a protein of 651 amino acids. The record is from RefSeq and is a predicted model, not a curated record.